Molecule: messenger RNA, 729 nt
Organism: Colletotrichum godetiae
Lineage: Eukaryota; Fungi; Ascomycota; Sordariomycetes; Glomerellales; Glomerellaceae
Exons: 4
Coding region: 1-348 (115 amino acids)
Source: RefSeq, a predicted model, not a curated record
AUGUCCGGGAGAGUGUUGCGGCUUCUGCUGCUGCUGCUGCUGCUGCUACUACUGCUUUUCUGCUGCAGCGGAAAGGGGUGUGAGAGAUGGACGCUGGAAGAAGGGGGAAAAGGAAGUCAAAAAUGCAGCGUCCGGGAGGUGGGCGAUCACAGGAUGAAGAGGAGUGAGAGCGAAGUCUCGGGUGUGAAGUGUGAGAGAAAGUAUCAAGUUGUCAAAGACAGGUGCAUGUUCAGGGCCUCCCGUAUGAGGGCAAGGUUUCCAGGGUUUGGGGAGAACAACCACAUGGGUGGAUGGGUGUGUGUAUUCAAGAACGAUGGUAUGCGUGAUGAGACCACAGACGACGACUAGUUUAAGAGAUAGCAUCAACGAAGUCAACGAGCAGAUAAGAAGACGCGAGGAACAAGGGGGAAAGGGGUGGACGACGCAACUCGGGAUUGAGAGGUGAGACUGAGACUGAACAUGAGGUGAGUAUGAGAGUAAGAGUGAACGGUAGAGAGUGAGAGAGAACAGACCAUCCGCACAGAGCAGUGAUGGCGCAGAAAUGCAGCUGGCGCAAACGCGUCGCAGAUACGGCACGGCAAGGCAGCCAGUCAUCACUCGGCCGGCGCGGACGGCGGACGGACGCUUCUCUCGCGUGCCACUGCCACUUUACCCCGAUCGAGGAUUCGACUCACUCACUCGAGCUGGGGGACUGGAGUUGAACAGUGUAGAAGAAGGAGCAAAAAAAAA